UCCUGCGUAUGCAUGCAUGCGACCGACGAGCUGAUUUCAUAACGUGGAGAGGAAGAGAGGAAUGGGGCUUUGAGAUCGGAUGAGCACCAGACCCGGUAGGCUCUAAAUGCACCAUCAGUGUUAUUAUCUCUAUUCCCGGGCCAUGCAGACAGUGCGUUAGAGGCGAUGCGGUAGUGCAGGCUGCUGCUGAUGCUGCUGUCCGAUCAGCUGUUAUUUUUGUCUUGAGCAUCAUCGCCGUGACGGCCAGAAAGAUCGAGAUCAAGCUCCGGGAGCCAGGGACACCACCGCAGACCGGAUAACAGAGGAUGGAGUUCAAGCAUCUGGUGGAGGCGGCGGAGAAGUGGUGCUCCGGUAACCCUUUCGACCUCAUAUUCGCCGAGGAGGACGACGAGAGGCGGCUGGACUUUUACGCAGAGCCCGGCGUCUCCUUCUACGUGCUGUGUCCCGGCGGCAACGACAGUUUCCACGUGUGGAGCGAGAGUGAGGACUGCCUUCCCUUCCUACAGUUGGCCCAGGACUACAUCUCCUCCUGCGGGAAGAAGACUCUGCUGGAGGUGCUGGAGAAAGUCUUCACGUCCUUCAGGCCUCUGCUGGGUCUGCCAGACAUAGAAGACGACAGUUUUGAGCAUUACCACGCUGACAUGGAGGGGGAACCGGGGCCCGACCACCAGCAGAUGGGGAGGAUACACGAGAGCUGGCUGAAAGACGAACGGGCGAAAACCGACGGUUUGUGGCCGAGUGAGACUACUGCAGUGACGCAGAUUAAGAGAGGGGGAGGAAGGAGGGGAGCGUUUUCUACUUCAAGCAGGGACACAAGGAGGGAACUGAGGGAUGUAUAGCUGUGACUUAGAUUCAGAUGGGGCAACUCUUAAAACUAGUUUUAAAUACAUGGUUAAAAUAGUCGCAUAGGUUCUAGCCAAAAGCAUUUUUACACCUCAUGUGGAAAUCAAAGUGUGCAGCUUUACAGUAGCAUGGAUCAUUUCUUGAGGUGUGUCUCUUAAUGUUUCUAAAGGCAGUACACCUCAAAGAGUUAAAGGCACUUAAUGAGGACGUUUUUAAAUCGAUGUUACUAUCAUAUGACCAUCACAACAAAGGCCCAUGCUGCAGCUUAAGUCCUUCCCCGGUUUGGGUGUCUCACUGUCACAUGACACCACUCUGUCCUGUAGUCUUCCUGGUUGUUGGUGGUUUCACAUUGUGCCCUUCUUUCUGAUGAGUUCCUAAAUCUAGCCACAAUCUAUUUUCUUUCGCCGUGUGUUGUUUUGAUUUUGAGGUUUCUCUUAACCAUGAAUUUAUUAAGUGCACACCCAAAUCCCUCAAUGAUAUCACAGGGGAGAUAUAAUAUGUGUUGCCAGCCACCCUCCGCCUGCCCUGUUAUUUCUAAUCUCACAGUGUGUUGUUAUAUGUCACAUCCAGCGCACUGCAAUGCUUCAGGCCCCCCCCCCACCCCGACCCGCUGCCGCCUUCAACCACUCGCUCUACAUGCAAGACUGUUUUCAGAGGUUCAUCUAUAGGCUGUUUACUUUGGCUUGUAAAUGUUUGUCCUUUUUAUUGCCUAUUUGAAUGUUUCUCAUGCAGUGUAUCUUUUGUUUGUCCUCCAAUGUGUGUGAACUUGUUCAAUAAACCCUGUGAACAGAG
Molecule: messenger RNA, 1635 nt
Organism: Cottoperca gobio
Lineage: Eukaryota; Metazoa; Chordata; Actinopteri; Perciformes; Bovichtidae
Gene: mturn
Product: maturin, neural progenitor differentiation regulator homolog (Xenopus)
Exons: 4
Coding region: 306-839 (177 amino acids)
Biological process (GO): positive regulation of megakaryocyte differentiation; regulation of signaling
Cellular component (GO): cytoplasm
Source: RefSeq, a predicted model, not a curated record